This is a messenger RNA of Macroventuria anomochaeta, 1874 nucleotides long. RefSeq names its product glycoside hydrolase family 1 protein. Lineage: Eukaryota; Fungi; Ascomycota; Dothideomycetes; Pleosporales; Didymellaceae. The transcript has 4 exons. Gene Ontology annotation, molecular function: beta-glucosidase activity. The coding region runs from base 179 to 1621 and encodes 480 amino acids. The record is from RefSeq and is a predicted model, not a curated record. Gene Ontology annotation, biological process: carbohydrate metabolic process.
GCAAGGGUCACGUCGACGCGUAGAGACGGUUACGGCGGGACGCGCUCCGUGACCCAACGAGGUAAAUACCAAGCCCAUGUCUCGGUAUAUGAAGUGUAGAUGCCCACUUCUGUGUCUGGCUGUGAGUCCGUAAUCGUCGACUUGAAUAGUGCACUUCCAAUUGCACCUACGUUUCAACAUGCCAGACUCAUACUUGCCAAAGGACUUCCUGUGGGGGUUUGCAACAGCAAGUUAUCAGAUUGAAGGUGCUCCCGCAGAGGAUGGGCGUGGAGACUCCAUUUGGGACACUUUCUGCCGCGUUCCAGGCAAGAUUGCAGGUGGAGAGUCCGGUGAUGUAGCCUGCGACUCAUACCACCGCACCGAUGAAGACAUCGCUCUGCUGAAGCAACUCGGUGCCAAAUCCUACCGCUUCUCGCUCUCGUGGUCUCGCAUCAUCCCACUCGGUGGGCGUAACGACCCUAUCAAUCAGAAGGGUAUCGACCACUAUGUGAAGUUCGCCAAAGACCUGCGCGCUGCAGGCAUUGAGCCGUUAGUAACGCUCUUCCAUUGGGAUCUUCCCGAAGGUCUCGACAAGCGGUAUGGUGGCUUGCUGAACAAGGAGGAGUUCGUCAAGGAUUUCGAGAACUACGCCAGGGUGUGUUUCAAGGCCUUCGGUUCGACAGUCAAACUAUGGAUCACCUUCAACGAGCCAUGGUGCAGUUCCAUUCUGGGUUACGGUACUGGUCUGUUUGCGCCCGGACGCACAAGUGACAGGAGUAAGAGUAAAGCGGGCGAUAGUAGCAGGGAGCCCUGGAUUGUGGGCCACAACCUCCUCCUCGCCCACGGUGCCGCAGUCAAGGCGUAUCGCGACGACUUCAAGAAGCAGGACGGUGGCCAAAUCGGUAUCACUCUUAAUGGUGAUUGGACCGAACCGUGGGAUCCGGAAGACCCCAAGGACCGCGAAGCAUGCGACCGCAAGAUUGAGUUCGCCAUUUGCUGGUUUGGCGAUCCAGUCUACUUUGGCAAAUACCCAGACUCCAUGCGUAAGCAGCUGGGAGACAGGUUACCCGAGUUCACGCCUGAGGAGGCUGAGCUCGUGAAGGGCAGCAAUGACUUCUAUGGCAUGAACCACUACUGCGCAAACUACAUUAAGCACAAGGACACGGAACCAGAGCUAGACGACAAUGCUGGCAACCUGGAGAUCCUCAUGCAGAACAAGAAGGGAGAGUGGAUCGGCCCAGAGACACAAUCUGUCUGGCUGAGACCAAUGCCUCUUGGAUUCAGGAAGCUGAUCAAGUGGCUCAGCGACCGCUAUGGGGGACCUACCUUCUACGUCACGGAGAACGGAACAAGUCUGAAGGGUGAGAACGAGCUCCCCCUCGAAGAACUCCUGAAUGACGAGUUCCGCGUCGAGUACUUCCGAGGCUACAUUGGCGCCCUUGCUGAUGCUCAUACCCUGGAUGGUGUCGAUGUCCGUGGCUACUCGGCUUGGAGUCUUAUGGACAACUUCGAGUGGGCCGAAGGCUACACGACACGAUUCGGUGUAACCUAUGUGGAUUACAAGGGCGGCCAGAAGCGCCAUCCAAAGAAAAGCGCGCGCGAAAUCUCAAAGAUCUUCGAUCAGUACAUCAAAAAGGAGUAGACAGUUUCGUUAAGCUGGGUCACGCCACGGGUGUGGCGUCAGGAGAUAAGCUGCAGAGAAUGUCAUCCGGGGCUCCUAGCAAUCUUCUAGCGCUCCUGCAAUAGAAUUUCAGCAGUCACUGUUCUCUUCUUUUAGGGACUCCGGGAAUGCAUCCUCCUUGGGUAAGAUGCAUUGUGUGAUAUUCAUCUCUCCCCAUCUGUUGAGAUGCACGCACGCGUGGGCGUCUUGCGCGGCGAAGCGACCCUGAUGCCCA